Euleptes europaea (tarantolino) is the source of this 2227-nucleotide messenger RNA. It is a transcript of the gene SAMSN1, whose product is annotated as SAM domain, SH3 domain and nuclear localization signals 1. Gene Ontology annotation, molecular function: protein binding. The transcript has 16 exons. Bases 93 to 2138 code for a protein of 681 amino acids. NCBI's taxonomy places the organism in Eukaryota, Metazoa, Chordata, Lepidosauria, Squamata, Sphaerodactylidae. The record is from RefSeq and is a predicted model, not a curated record.
CUGGGUAGGACAAGAAGGAACAGCAUUCUGUGGCUGGAAUUUCUUGACACUGGAUAAUUAUUCGUAAAUGUGGUAGAGAUCUGCAUAGCAAAAUGAAUCUGUUCUGUUUUUCACUGGAGGGCUCCAUGGACAGCUUAUAUGAACCCGUUAAAGAAAAUCAAGAGCCACGGGAAGCUAUUUGUAUGACCAGCCGGGCUAACACCCCAGUAAACGUCCCAAUGAAGUUUGGACCUCCAGAGAGAUCUCAGUCUUUGGAAUUUUCUGAUAUUGAAGUGACAUCGAUGAAAAAAAGAAAGUCCAUCCAGAAGUCCAUGUCAGAGAACGAAGCAUUGGAUAGAAAAAAUGUGAAUGGCACAGUCGGGCAGCUUCCCAAGAAGCAAGAGAAUGAUUUGUACUUCAGAAGGCACUGUCAGUCUGAAGAAAUGAAUGAAGAUUUUAUUAUUGGUGAACGGUUGCAUUUACUGCAAGGAACAAGGAUAGAAGAAACAACAUGUCAGGUAAUGACAUUGGAACAGUGGAUUCCACCUCAGAAUCAUGAGACAUCUAGUGAUAUGGUUGCAGAUGCAGAUGACAACAAAGCUGAAAUUAUGGGAACCUUAAAACGGUUGCAGAAAUUAGUCCGAACCAAGAAAGCCAGUGUACAUAGUUUGGAUGACAUCAAGCAUGUCUUGGCUCCUCUCAAUCCGCCACCACAGCAUGCCUGCCUCUCUGAAGAGGAGGAUGAAGUUCUGACAUCCUGUAUGAAACUGACAAAACCACAGGACAAGAAAGUCUUGAAGGAGAGCACAAGACGAAAGGAAGAAAGCGAAACUCGAGCAGACCUCACCUCUGCUUCCUUAUGCAGAUCUUAUACUUCAAGACUGAGCAACGUGGGCAAUGUUUCCAUCCGUUCAGAAACUGAAUUUCAACUCUGGAGUGACUGGAAGCCCUUCCCCGACAAUCAGUUAUGCCCUUGCGAUUUUCUGAUUACCAGAAUAGAGGAGUGGGAAAAAUGUACUUGUUGCUCUCACCAGCCCCGUCUUUCUUGUUCUCUUACCAAUGUGGAUCUGCCGUUGUCAUGGCGAGCAAGCAGCUUUGGAAAAUUUGACCAUAGCAGACAUCCGUCAUCAUCAAAACCAGAUGAUUCAUCUGAGAUUUGUGAAGCAGAGGCUGUCAGUGAUGGGGGAGAACAAGGACAAAAUAAAAUCACAAAUAAUGGAGGAAGCCUUGGAAAGAAAAUGCGGGCAAUUUCCAUGACCAUGAAGAAAAAGAUGGGGAAAAAGUACAUUAAGGCACUUUCAGAGGACAUGAAUGAGGAAGGAAAAGAAGAUUCCAGCUCUAAUAGAGACAGUGACCCUGGAGGAGGAUCAAACACUGAGAAAGCUUCUCUGAAAACCAGUGACUCCAUGGACAGUCUCUAUAGUCUUAAUAGCGGUCAGAGCUCGUCAAGUGGAGUAACAAGCUGCUCAGAUGGGAUCAGCAACAGGGACAGCCUGAGGCUUGAUGACGAAGUCCCUUACACAGGACCGUUCUGCGGCAGAGCCAAAGUGCACACAGACUUCACCCCAAGUCCUUAUGACACAGACUCUCUCAAAAUCAAGAAAGGAGACAUUAUUGACAUCAUCUGCAAAACUCCUAUGGGCAUGUGGACAGGGCUCCUGAAUAACAAGGUGGGAAACUUCAAAUUCAUUUAUGUGGAUCUUAUUGCAGAAGAAGAAUCUGCAUCCAGAAAGAUAAAGCCACACAAGAGAAGUAAAAGGGCCAAGCCGAAAUCUCUUCAGGAACUUUUGGAACGAAUCCAUCUCCAGGACUACAUAUCAACUCUAUUGCUAAAUGGCUAUGAGAAACUGGAAGAUUUAAAAGAUCUAAAAGAGAGCCAUUUGAUUGAACUUAAUAUUGAAAAACCAGAAGACAGAAUGAGAUUGCUGUCUGCUAUUGAAAGCCUACAGGACCAUGAAAAUGAACAAGACCAAGACUCUGAGCAAGUACCACAGACCUUAAGCCCUGACCUUGGCUUUAACAAGUCACAGUUAAGUGACUGUCCAAGAGACUCUGGUUGUUACACUUCAUCAGAAAAUUCAGAUAACAGCAAAGAUGACCCAGAUACUGAGAACCUCUCUGCCCUGGUGCAUGCAAUCACCAUCACCGAGUCAAACUAAAUGGGUUCACAUUUCUUGCAGAAUUAUUCACAUUGAGUUUGCAGAUUCAGAAAACACCCUGAACUUACCAGUUAGCAUGAAAUGAAAUA